AUGAAAAUUAGAAAGGCUGUUGUUUUCUUCAUUUUCCUUUGCAGCGUUUUAGCUGAAACUGCCUUAGUGAAUAAGAGGUAUCACCCGGUGGAACAUCUCGAAACGACUCACAACAUUCAAAAACGACAAUAUUCAAUAGAGGAGUACUUUAACCAAAUUAAAAGUGCUCAAACGUCGGCUACAUCUUAUGUACGGAAAAUUAUGGGCACUGGAGCACUACCGAAUAUAAUUUUCGUGGGAUUUGGAAAUAAUAAUCACAAUACAAUUAAUUUUUGA
Leptosia nina is the source of this 276-nucleotide messenger RNA. The record is from the annotation of a GenBank genome assembly. NCBI's taxonomy places the organism in Eukaryota, Metazoa, Arthropoda, Insecta, Lepidoptera, Pieridae.